Cydia splendana is the source of this 2896-nucleotide messenger RNA. RefSeq names its product zinc finger protein 431-like. Bases 1 to 1671 code for a protein of 556 amino acids. The transcript has 3 exons. Gene Ontology annotation, molecular function: DNA-binding transcription factor activity, RNA polymerase II-specific; RNA polymerase II transcription regulatory region sequence-specific DNA binding. NCBI's taxonomy places the organism in Eukaryota, Metazoa, Arthropoda, Insecta, Lepidoptera, Tortricidae. Gene Ontology annotation, biological process: regulation of transcription by RNA polymerase II. The record is from RefSeq and is a predicted model, not a curated record.
AUGGAACCGUCAGCGUUAUUGGGCGCAGUGAUUUGGGUGAAGGCCGAGCCCUGUGAGGAUGUGUAUAUAAUUGAUGAGUCCACGACCGUGAGCGUGUCUGUGAAAGCUGAGCCGUUGCUGGGUGACGUGUGUGUAAAAGACGAGCCCAGGUGCGAUAGCGUGUCUAUAAAAGCCGAGCCUUGGUGCGCAGAUGUGAGUGUGAAAGACGAGUCGCUCGGCGAGAGCGCGGUGACGGGGCUGUACUCCGAACACGCCGUGAAAGAUGAGCUCGUGCUCGGCCCCGUGCUAGUGGAGCGGCGCGUGCGCCACGCACCGACAGCUUCCAACCUGGCGUUAAAAGGGAAGUCCUUACUGAGGGACUGCUGUGUGAGGCUGGAGCGCCUCUUUGUGGACACGCUGCUCACCGGCACUCGGAGCACAGACGGGGAUAGCCCGAGACAAGUUCAUGGAGCUGAUGAAGAGCGUGAACACAAGAACACUACAGUUGAGGAUAUUAAAGAACAUUAUCAAGGGCAAACUCCACAGAAGAAACCAAGCAGUAGAGCCGAAACUUACCAUUGUGCCCACUGUAAAUAUACAACAACCAGAAAAGCAAUAUUAAUUAGUCAUUUAAGAAAACAUAUCAAUGAGAAGCCAUACAAAUGUGACCUUUGUAACUAUGCUAGUGCCUACAAAUCUGGAAUAGCAAGACAUAAAAUGAUUCACACUGGUGAAAAACCUUAUAAAUGUGAACAGUGUAAUUAUGCUACUGUCCGUAAAGGUGAUUUGCAACUUCAUGUAAGGAAACACACUGGCGUAAAGCCUUACAAAUGUGGACAGUGUAGUUAUGCUAGCAACCAUAAAAAUAGUUUGAAAUAUCAUGUAAGGAAACACACUGGUGAAAAGCCUCACAAAUGUGACCAGUGUAAUUAUGCUACUAUCUAUAAACGUGGUUUGCAACGUCAUGUAAGAAAACACACUGGUGAAAAGCCUCACAAAUGUGACCAGUGUAAUUAUACUACUAUCUAUAAAGAUGAUUUGCAACUUCAUGUAAGAAAACACACUGGUGUAAAGCCUUACAAAUGUGACCAGUGUAAUUAUGCUACUGCCCAUAAACGUGGUUUGCAAGUUCAUGUAGGACAACACACUGGUGUAAAACCUUAUAAAUGUGAACAGUGUAAUUAUGCUACUGCCCAUAAACGUGGUUUGCGAGUUCAUGUAAGACAACACACUGGUGAAAAACCUCACAAAUGUGACCAGUGUAAUUAUGCUACUGCCCAUAAAGGAAAUUUGCAACGUCAUGUAAUACAACACACUGGUGUAAAGCCUUACAAAUGUGACCAGUGUAAUUAUGCUACUGCCCAUAAAGGUUAUUUGCAACUUCAUGUAAGGAAACACACUGGUGCAAAGCCUUACAAAUGUGGACAGUGUAGUUAUGCUAGCAACCAUAAAAAUAGUUUGAUAUAUCAUGUAAAGAAACACACUGGUGAAAAGCCUUACAAAUGUGACCAGUGUAAUUAUGCUACUGCCCAUAAAGGUUAUUUGCUACUUCAUGUAAGGAAACACACUGGUGUAAAGCCUUACAAAUGUGGACAGUGUAGUUUUGCUAGCAACCAUAAAAAUAGUUUGAAUUAUCAUGUAAAGAAACACACUGGUGAAAAGCCUCACAAAUGUGAAAACAAAAACACUUAAGUGGCCCACUGAUUAACAGUCCGCCGCACGGUAUCGGCCUGUCAGUUGUUCGGAACUGUCAAAUUUUUGUUCUAACUGACAGGCCGAUACCGACCGGCGGACUGUUAAUCACUGAGCCUCUUUAAUGAGCACAAAUAAUAGUUCAUCAGAUCUUGAACGACCGCUCGAAGGUUAGAAUCCUUAAUCGUAUGUUCCAUGGUUGUUUGAUAUUGUCAUUACAUCAGUCAACCUCCGUACUUUGUUUUUUGUAUCGAGACUGACUGAAAUAGCAAGACACGUUCGUACGUUUCCGUGAAAAUACGAUGGAAAAUAAUUCUGCCCAAAUAAUAAUACCGAAAUUUGCCUCUGUAAUUUGAACCUAUAUAGUUCGUUUUUUGUAGCAGUAGUCCCUACUGGAUGCCCAUAGAAAAAGGGGCAAGCUAUGAUGGCACCUGCCAACCCCAUUGCGAUAACUGCAUUAUUGCAUCAUCAUCAUCAUCUCAGCCAUAAGACGUCCACUGCCGAACAUAGGCCUCCCCCUUGGACCUCCAUUCGUACCGGUUGGAAGCGACCCGCAUCCAGCGUCUUCCGGCGGCCUUAACAAGGUCGUCUGUCCAUCUUGUGGGUGCAUUAUUGCAUAUGUUGUUAGAACGGCAGAAUUAUUUUCCGUCGUAUUUUCACGGAAACGUACGAAGCAGCGGUCGGCAACCUUUUAGCAGCCAAGGGCCACAUAGCAGUUAACGAAGUGGACGCGGGCCGCACUCUGUUAAUAUUUAUGACUUUAUCAGACAUUGUCAUUUGUCAAUAUUACAUACAACAUAGCCAGGGAGGCUCGCGGGCCGCAAAUGCCCUACUGCAUUAAAAAAACAAAAAUUGUCAAUUCUAGGAAAUGAGAGGGCAGACUAUGCUGGCGCCAUAUUCUGCUAAAUACUUCGACCGGCCAACCGCAAGCGCUGGUGGCCUAGCGGUAAGAGCGUGCGGCUUUCAAUCUGAAGGUCGCGGGUUAAAACCACGGCUCGUACCAAUGAGUUUUCCGGAACGUAUGUACGAAAUAUCAUUUGAUAUUUGCCAGUCGCUUUUCGGUGAAGGAAAACAUCGUGAGGAAACCGGACUAAUCCCCAUAAGGCCUAGUUUAUCCUCUGGGUUGGAAGGUCAGAUGGCAGUCGCUUUCGUAAAAACUAGUGCCUACGCUAAUUCUCGGGAUUAGUUGUCAAGGGCCGAGGCAAAAUGCCGGGACAACGCGAGG